Molecule: messenger RNA, 1801 nt
Organism: Caretta caretta (loggerhead turtle)
Lineage: Eukaryota; Metazoa; Chordata; Testudines; Cheloniidae
Gene: TBATA
Product: thymus, brain and testes associated
Source: RefSeq, a predicted model, not a curated record
GAACACAAUCAGGCACGAAGUAAACAGACUUUUUAACACAAGUGAGGUAAUUUUGCACUUCUCCCUCCAGACCGUGGGAGCAAAGGGGACUCAUUCACCAAGCUAUGGUAGCCGUGUAAACAAAUCACUAAAAUGGCAACAGAGAUAAAGAACUUGGAACUUGUUCUUCAGCAGCUGGAAACCAAGUGUAUAUCUGCUAAGGAGAAGAUGGAGAUGCUAAGGAGCCCAGUUGCUGGUCCAUUCAAAGGACAAGACAUCACAGCAUUAGCAGGAAAACUCAAACACGUGGCUCUAAACACACCACUGCGGUUUAGUAUGGAGGCCAUGAGACCCCAGUCAAAGAACAACUCUCGCUUUGGCAACCUAAGCCACCAUUCCUUCUUCUCACGGCACAACCCCCAUCCUCACCGAGUGACCCACAUCCAAGGCUUAAAUGGCGCCCCCAUCUGUAUGGUUAAUGAUGCGUGGUCUGUGCUGACUCCUUUGUCACCUCAUCCAAUGAUAAAAGGCCAGCUUUCUACUACUGUACUGAGGGUGUCAGGGGCCCAGAUGCCGAUUGGAGAUCCACAUAGUAAUCUUGUCCCCAGAUUAACUGUAGGUGUCUUGUCCGAUGCAUGGAGAGAAGAACUGCGGGAACUCGCUGCCAGAGUUAGUGCUUCCUCCUCCACUGAAAUGGAGCAAAAGGAAGUGGCGGAAGAGCCCCAGAGAGCAACACAGUACUCAGCAGAAACUGGGCGCCUCAUCCCACCUUCUUCUCGGGCAACAACCCGCCAUACGCCCCACCAGUUGUGCCGGAAUAAUGCAAAGAACAAAGGCAAAGAUGCUGCCCUGUCUUUCCAAGGCCAAGAGCUGGUAAUUUUGGAGCUGCUGUGUCAGAUCCUGCAGACAGACUCUUUGUCGGCUAUUCAGCAAUGGCUGCUCACAGCUGGUCAGAGGGAAAAGGAUCUUGUUAUGAGGAUGUUGCAGACUGCAACAGCCAACCUACAACUGGAGCCCCAGUCCUUGAGCACAAGCAUGGAGCAGAGGCUUCAGUCCCAGACUGCAAUGGGCCUGUCCUCCAGAGGGCAACACUUGGGAAGCAAUCAUCCAAUCAGAUUGUCUCAGAGCCAGAAGCAAGAAUCCAUUCCAGAGGAAGACAAGCCAGUGCAUAUGGGUACUGCAGAAGUUCUCCAGUUCCAUUUAUCCCAGGAUGUAAAGCAGAACCAGCCAGAUCCACCCAAUUAACUUGGAAUCUUCUCUCAUUCCUGAUGGAAGAGCCUCAAGAAGUGCUAGCACAUUUCCUGCUAUAGCUGCAGUGUUUUACUCUCAUUACUCACCUAGUGAAAAAGUGUUCUGUAGAGUACAUGAAAAGGCAUGCAAUAUCCUGUAUCACCUAAUUCCUCUCUUCACUUUGACAUUGUAUGUUGAGUCGUGGCAAAUUUAAACAGAAUUUGUUUAAUGACUGUGCCAUAGACAUUAAGUCAUACUGUAAAAUGGGUCUCUGUGAAAUUCCAAAAGUCCCCAUAGCUGUAGAUGCUUAAAGUACUGCUUCUGCUAUGAUCCAGCUGGGUAUUUGGUUCAAUAUGCAGAAUCACAAAGAGAAUGUGGCUGUGUUUUUCCAAUGAUCUCAGAUGCAGGAGGUGCAUGGUCCAUGGGGUGGGUUGACUCGCUGCUUGAAAGAUUGGCCGUUAAACAUUUCAGUCCUUCCUCUCAGAUCCCGUGGGUACCGCUGAGCAAUUGCUCGCCAUUCCAAAGGACUCAAAUCAGUCCUGUCAGUGCUUUUUUAAAGCCACUGGAGGAGACAAAGCCAUUCUGGGUAGUA